UGAACGUUUCUUCACAUUAGUGCGCACUCGAGUGCGCCACACACGCAGGGAGCGAGACACACACUGCAGAGCUCUCGAACACACUGCGAUCUUCACCGCGCGCGCAACCGGAUCAUUAAACAUUUAAAAAUUCGAAUGUAACAAGCAGCGGCGGGAUGCGUCAUUAUAUCCGUCUGUCGGCGCUUUGAUAAACACGCGUCACGCAGGAUGGAGAGGAAACUUUGCUGAACUUACAGCUGAUUUUUCAUUCGCUUUGCUUCAGAUAUGGAGAGCUGACAGCUGAACGUGUGCAGGCGGAAGUACAACGACAGACAGAGACAGGAGCCACUCGAUCUUCACAUCGGGCAACAAUUUCAGGCCAUACCAGCUGUCCUCAGAACAGUCAUGGCUGCUUACGGACAGACGCAGUACAGCCCGGCGUUACAGCCGACAGGCCCUUACACACCGUACACACAUCACACACAGGGCUACAGCAUGACGUCCUACAACAUUAAAACAGAAGACGGUUUGAGUCAUUCGCCAGGUCAGAGCAGUCUGCUGGGAUACACGUCGAACUUCGGCGGGACGCCACCCGGUCAGGCACUAUACAGCUACCCCACACACGGCGGCAGCAUUUCUUCUGGAAUUUUCCAGGGUGCAAACAGCAUCACAGGCUCAACGCCAUUCAGUCCUACACAGCAGGAUUUCUCAACAUAUUCUAGCUACAGCCAAAGUCAAUAUUCGCCAUACUACAACACACACUACAACAGCCCGUACAUCACCACCAGCAAUAUCACACCCUCCGCCAUCACCUCGGCGAUACCCUAUCAGCACACAGAUCAUCCUGCUGUAUCGACCAAUCACAGCCCAGAAUCCCACACAGCAGAGUACCACGCUCCCACGAGUCCUCCAACCCCAGGAAAGGAGCAGGAAGGCGCUCCGGCGAGACGCAGCUCGGAUGGGAAGCUGAGAGGCAGGAAGCGGGCCAAUGACCCCGUACCCCCUCUGGACUCUGACAUUGAGAGAGUGUUUAUUUGGGACCUGGAUGAGACCAUCAUCAUUUUCCACUCACUCCUCACGGGGACAUUUUCCACACGCUUCGGCAAGGACUCUGGCAAGGCUGUUUCUCUGGGCUUGUGGAUGGAGGAGAUGAUCUUCAACUUGGCUGACUCGCGUCUGUUUUUCAACGACCUGGAGGAAUGUGACCAAGUUCACAUCGAUGAUGUGGCCUCGGAUGACAAUGGGCAGGACCUGAGCACGUAUAACUUUGGCACAGAUGGCUUCCAGAGCCCAGCAGGUGGAGGCACGCUCUGCUUGGGCUCAGGUGUUCACGGCGGGGUCGACUGGAUGAGGAAACUCGCCUUCCGCUACCGGAGAGUGAAAGAGAUCUACAACACCUACAAGAACAAUGUAGGAGGUUUGUUGGGCAGUCCGAAGCGGGAAGAGUGGCUUCAGCUGAGGCGGGAAAUGGAGGUUUUGACGGAUCUGUGGCUGACACAGGCACUGAAGGCCCUCGCUCUCAUCAACUCCAGACCAAACUGUGUGAACGUGAUGGUCACCACCACGCAGCUGAUUCCAGCUCUCUCCAAAGUGCUUCUCUACGGUCUUGGAGGAGCGUUCCCCAUCGAGAACAUCUACAGCGCCACCAAAACAGGUAAAGAAAGCUGCUUUGAGCGCGUCACUCAGAGGUUCGGCCGGCGAGCCGUGUACGUGGUCGUAGGGGACGGUGUCGAGGAGGAGACGGUCGCCAAGAAGAAGAACAUGCCGUUCUGGAGAGUGACGUGCCGGGCGGAUCUGGAGGCGUUGAGUCAUGCACUUGAGCUGGAUUACCUCUAGAGGGCAGCAUCUGCUCAUCAGCGCUCCAGCCCGUCUGUCUCCCGCUGCGCCUCAGACGUGUGCGGUCGACAGGAAUCACAUGACCGAGCCAAGAACUGCAGGACCAAUCAGCAGGGAGCAGCAAUCUUACUGGAAAUGUUUGCUUCAAAUCAAUCCAAGAAAAACACUUUUGUCUCUUUCUUGCUCUCCACCUGAGAGGCUCAGUUCUUUCAUUCACUUUCCUUUUCUUUACAACAGCACUGCACUGAAAACCAAGACCCAGCAAAGAUUUAUUUUAAAACGUCUGUGUUUGGAAUUACAUAUUAUCAUACCACUCAAACCAGUUCUGCAGUAUAUAUACUGUAUAUACACUCGGAUGACACUGCAUCUGCUCAAAUGUGUAGUAUACAACAGAGAACAUUGAUUUGAUUGAAUAUUGCAAAAAUGAAUCAUUAAAUAAAUGUUAACUACAUUGAAAUGAAUUAAGAUACAUGCUAUUGUACUAAAACUGCAGAAAAACUAACCCCUCACUUUUUAUACGAGUACAAAGUAGUGCAAAUCCAAAAAAAAACCCUGAAGCGAUUUAAAAGUGAACUAACCAUGAAAUUAGUGAAAAUAUUAUAGCACAUUAUAAUGCUACUGUUACUAAAAGAAAUCACAUUAUUAACUUAUGAAUUUCAGUGUCCUGUGAGUUUCUAAUUUCUUUUCUUCCCGCACUAGAAACUGUCUCUGGAGCAUCAUGUGGUUUGUUACUGGAUGUAUAUUUGUUUAAUGUUUCUUGUACUUUGCUGACGUUGAUAUAUUACUGUAUGUGCCGCGCUGAUCCUGUGAUCCUCUGACCUGCAUGUGCUCUUCACACAACCUGUUCUGUUCGCUAUGAUUUGUAUAUAAGGUUUUAUUGUUGAUUAUUUCUGGGCUUAUUAUAAUAGAAUAAAGAUAAAUUAAUUCA
Messenger RNA from Ctenopharyngodon idella (grass carp), 2743 nucleotides. RefSeq names its product EYA transcriptional coactivator and phosphatase 2 (gene eya2). Gene Ontology annotation, cellular component: nucleus. Gene Ontology annotation, biological process: cell differentiation; multicellular organism development; negative regulation of extrinsic apoptotic signaling pathway in absence of ligand. The transcript has 16 exons. Lineage: Eukaryota; Metazoa; Chordata; Actinopteri; Cypriniformes; Xenocyprididae. The record is from RefSeq and is a predicted model, not a curated record. The coding region runs from base 385 to 1815 and encodes 476 amino acids. Gene Ontology annotation, molecular function: protein tyrosine phosphatase activity.